Molecule: messenger RNA, 4328 nt
Organism: Klebsormidium nitens
Lineage: Eukaryota; Viridiplantae; Streptophyta; Klebsormidiophyceae; Klebsormidiales; Klebsormidiaceae
Source: the annotation of a GenBank genome assembly
CUCGGCGCAAAGCCGCUUUCCAGCCUCAGGAAGUCAGGAUACCGUACCCCUUCGGCCUCUGCUGCAGUGCCAGAGCCUGCCAGCUACCUACCUAGCUGGGAAUGUGACUCGCUGUGUCCGGUGCCGCCAUAUCGCCAGCGCCAGCGCCAGCCUGGCCAUUUGAAGGUCUCACGGAUCUGUAGAAGGCGGCACAGGCUGCAGCGGAGGAAUGGCGACCGCUGCGGCAUUGGCUCGGACAGGGUGUGGCGGAGCGGGGUGCCUACGCAGCAAUUGGACGCGGGGCAAGGGCAGCGCGGAUGGAUCCGCAGCCCCAGGCCGGCUGGGCAGCAUUAGCAGCCCAAUCGGGGGCGAGGGCAGCCCUGCUUGGCGGCAGGCGUGCAAGGAUGUGGCGCCAAAGCGGCCUCAGGGCGUGCCGAUGCCUGCAGGGUGCAGGGCGACUGCGGGAGCAGCAGUGCGCGCAGAGCACACCAGUGCAGCCGAUGGUAAUGGAGCGGCCCCCUUCACGGCGUGGGACUCGCCCACGCUGUCCAAGGUGUCCAAGAGAACGGACCUCAAGAAGAUCAUGAUCCUGGGGGCGGGGCCCAUUGUGAUCGGGCAGGCCUGCGAGUUUGACUACUCAGGGACGCAGGCGUGCAAGGCGCUGAAGCAGGAGGGGUACCAGGUGGUGCUGCUCAACAGCAACCCCGCCACCAUCAUGACGGACCCCGGCACCGCGGACCGCACCUACGUGGCGCCCAUGACGCCCGAGCUGGCCACCAAGAUCAUCGAGCAGGAGCGGCCCGAUGCCCUGCUGCCCACCAUGGGCGGCCAGACGGCGCUCAACCUCGCAGUCUCCCUCAGCGAGAGCGGCGUGCUGGAGAAGUACGGUGUGGAGCUGAUUGGCGCGAAGCUGCCGGCCAUCCAGAAGGCGGAGGACCGCGACUUGUUCAAGAAGGCGAUGGAGAAGAUCGGCGUGAAGAGCGCGCCGUCGGGGGUGGCCACCACCAUGGACGAGGCCUGGCAGAUCGCGGGGCAGAUCGGGGACUUCCCGCUCAUCAUCCGGCCCGCGUUCACGCUGGGCGGCAGCGGCGGCGGCAUUGCGUACAACAAGGACGAGUUUGAGACGAUCUGCAAGUCGGGCCUGGCGGCGAGCAGCAACAGCCAGAUUUUGGUGGAGAAGAGCCUGCUGGGGUGGAAGGAGUACGAGCUGGAGGUGAUGCGCGACCUGGCGGACAACGUGGUCAUCAUCUGCUCCAUCGAGAACAUCGACCCCAUGGGCGUGCACACCGGCGACUCCAUCACGGUGGCGCCCGCGCAGACGCUCACGGACCGCGAGUACCAGCGCCUGCGCGACUACAGCGUGGCCAUCAUCCGCGAGAUCGGGGUGGAGUGCGGCGGCAGCAACGUGCAGUUCAGCGUCAACCCCGAGGACGGCGAGGUGGUGGUCAUCGAGAUGAACCCGCGCGUGAGCCGCUCCUCCGCGCUCGCGUCCAAGGCCACCGGCUUCCCCAUUGCCAAGAUGGCCGCCAAGCUGGCGGUGGGCUACACGCUGGACCGCAUCCCCAACGACAUCACCCUCAAGACGCCCGCCUCCUUCGAGCCCUCCAUCGACUACGUCGUCACCAAGAUCCCACGCUUUGCGUUUGAGAAGUUCCCCGGCUCGGAGCCGAUCCUGACGACGCAGAUGAAGUCGGUGGGCGAGGCGAUGGCCAUUGGGCGCACGUUCGAGGAGUCGUUCCAGAAGGCGCUGCGCAGCCUGGAGACGGGCCACGCCGGCUUUGGCUGCGGCCCCGUGAAGGAGCUGGGGUGGGACUGGGAGCGGCUGAAGCGCGCCAUGCGCGUGCCCAACCCGGAGCGCAUGGCCGCCAUCUACGCGGCGCUGCGCAAGGGCAUGCCGCUCGCCGAGGUGCAGCAGCUGACCAUGAUGGACCCCUGGUUCCUGCACAAGCUGGAAAGCCUGGUGGGCAUCGAGAAGUGGAUGGGGACGCGCGCCCUGCCCGACCUCACCAAGGCCGACCUGCUGGCCAUCAAGCGGCGGGGCUUCAGCGACAAGCAGAUCGCGUACGCGGUGAAGGCCAGCGAGGAGGCGGUGCGCGAGGCGCGGCUGGGGCUGGGCGUGGUGCCCGCGUACAAGCGCGUGGACACGUGCGCCGCCGAGUUCGAGGCGUUCACGCCGUACCAGUACUCCAGCUACGACGCCGAGUGCGAGAGCGAGCCGACGGCCGCCAAGAAGGUGCUCAUCCUGGGGGGCGGCCCGAACCGCAUCGGGCAGGGCAUCGAGUUCGACUACUGCUGCUGCCACGCGAGCUUCAGCCUGCAGGACGCGGGGUACGAGACGAUCAUGAUGAACAGCAACCCGGAGACGGUCUCCACCGACUACGACACCAGCAACCGGCUCUACUUCGAGCCGCUGACGGUGGAGGACGUGAUCAACAUCAUCACGCUGGAGCGGCCCGACGGGAUCAUCGUGCAGUUCGGCGGGCAGACGCCGCUCAAGCUCGCGCUGCCCAUCCAGCGCUUCCUGGAGAAGGCGCAACUCCCUGCCGCGUCCGGGGAGGGCCUCGUGCGCAUCUGGGGCACCCCGCCCGACGCCAUCGACGCAGCGGAGGACCGCGAAAGGUUCGAGGUGAUGCUGCGCGAGCUGGGCAUCGAGCAGCCCCCUGGCGGCAUUGCGGAGAGCGAGGAGGCGGCGCUGGCCAUCGCAGCCCGCGUGGGGUACCCCGUGGUGGUGCGGCCCAGCUACGUGCUGGGCGGGCGCGCAAUGGAGAUCGUGUACGACGACGCGCGCCUGGGCUCCUACCUGGAGACGGCCGUGGAGGUGGACCCGGAGCGGCCCGUGCUGGUGGACAAGUACCUGCAGGACGCGACCGAGCUGGACGUCGACGCGCUGGCGGACGGGCAGGGCGGGGUCGUCAUCGGGGGGAUCAUGGAGCACAUCGAGCAGGCGGGCGUGCACAGCGGCGACAGCGCGUGCAGCCUUCCCACGCAGACCAUCGGGCCGGAGCAGCUGGCCACGGUGCGCGAGUGGACGCGCGCGCUGGCGCUCAAGCUGGGUGUUUGCGGCCUGAUGAACAUCCAGUACGCGGUAAUGCCCGAGGGGCAGGUGUACAUCAUCGAGGCCAACCCGCGCGCCAGCCGCACCGUGCCCUUCGUCAGCAAGGCCAUCGGGCACCCGCUCGCCAAGUAUGCGAGCCUCGUCAUGUCGGGCCGCUCGCUGGCGGACAUCGGGUUCACGGAGGAGGUGCUGCCCGCGCACGUCAGCGUCAAGGAGGCCGUGCUGCCCUUCGACAAGUUCCCCGGCGCCGACACCCUGCUCGGGCCCGAGAUGCGCUCCACCGGCGAGGUCAUGGGCAUCGACGACAACUUCGCCAUGGCGUUUGCCAAGGCGCAGCUGGCGGCCAACCAGCGGCUGCCGCUCAAGGGCGCCAUCUUCGUGAGCAUGAACGACGCGCUGAAGGAGCGCAGCGUGCCCGUCGUGCGUGGCUUUGCGGACCUGGGCUUCUCCAUCUACGCCACGGGGGGCACCGCCGCCACGCUGCGCGCGGCAGGCAUCCCCGUCAACACCGUGCUCAAGCUGCACGAAGGCAGGCCGCACAUCGGGGACAUGAUUACGAACGGGCAGAUCGCGUUGAUGUUUAUCACCAGCACGACUGGGGACGCGCUAGACGCCAAAGACGGGCGGGCCUUGCGGCGCACCGCUUUGGCGUAUCGCGUGCCUAUCGUGACGACCAUCCAGGCCGGGUCCGCCAACCUGCGGGCCAUCAAGGGCAUGAUCGACAGCCCCAUCAAGAUGCGCGCGCUGCAAGACUACUUCCAAGUACCAGAAACGGCCAAAGUCUAAUGAUGCGGGUACCAAUACGGCCGGCCUUCACACAACCUUUGUUUGUGCACGUGUGAGCCAUAUAAGCAGAUUCUUGAGCGAGAAUAAGAGAUGAAACCUGUAGUCAGCAGAUUACCUAAAUCCGGAGUGUUGCGAAGUGCAACACUUAGUUGGAUGACAUUCUAGACAAUGAGUUUUUUUGGGGUUUCUAACAUGCCAGGACGGGACCUGAUUCGUGUCAGCAACGUUAAAUGAUUUUACUAAAUGCAUAUUGGUAUUGUAUGGUCGGAUUGGCAAUCAAGGUGUGGAUCUGAACUUCAGCUGAGCGGCAGGCUCUCUAUUUCUUCAUUGUUUGAAGCGACAAGGACUUUUGCUAGAAGCAUAUGCUUAGUAAUGCUACCGUAGUACACGUGCACUUCAAUAGAUUUAUAGCUAGCAAACCCUUUCAACUCGAAUAGGUGUAAGCCUUGGCCGCUUGGUCCACGAACAUGGAUCUUACCUGACGCCUUGAUCCGUGAAUGCAUGGCCG